GGGGAAGCGCGCGAGCCUUUUCUGCUUUGCGGGUUUUCCGGGGCUGGUGCUGUUGCUGCGAAUGUUUGCUGGAUUUGGCGUUGCAAGAGGGGGAAAGAGUUCAGGGAUCCCGGUUCUCCAUGCAAAAGCCCCUUUGCACGCACCAUGCACAGGAGACUUCUCCAGGAAAUUCCAGAUUCGGGCAGCAAUGUCAACACGGAUUUCAUGUGGGGAUGGCAUUCCAGCAAGACUUCAGAGCUGCUGUCCGUCACGGGAGUCUCUGUCCUUAAGGAUAAACUGGGCAAUGAGAACACCCCCCAGGAGCUGCUGAUGUGUGUGAGUCCACCCCCCAAACGGCAGAAAGUGAAGGAGCCAGAAUUCGUGAUUGUCCGCCGACCCAGGCGGCUCCUGGAGUUGGCAGCAGGAGUUUCUUGGGAUGCACUGCCUGAUGAACUCUUGCUUGGAAUCUUCUCAUAUCUCUCAUUGACUGAUCUCUUAAAAGUUUCCCUGGUUUGCCAGCGAUGGCACCGACUUUCGCUUGAUGAGUCACUUUGGCAGACUCUUGAUCUUGCAGGUAGAAACCUAUUGCCAGGUGUGAUUGGUCAUUUGCUGCCACUGGGAAUAACUGCCUUCCGUUGUCCAAGAUCUUGCAUUGGAAACCCUUCAUUUAAAACAAACAGUCCCCUUCGGGUACAACAUAUGGAUUUAUCCUACUGCACAAUAAAAGUUGCAGAUCUCCAAAGUAUCCUUAGCAGGUGUCGGAGCCUACAGAACCUCAGUUUGGAAGGGCUUGUGCUCUCUGAUGACAUAAUUGAAAAUAUAGCACAGAAUUCCAGCUUGAUACGACUAAACCUCUCUGGAUGCUCUGGAUUUUCUUCAGGAACCUUGAAGACGAUGUUGAACAGCUGUCCCAGUCUAGAAGAACUGAAUUUGUCCUGGUGUGACUUCACAGUCGAUCAUGUGAAAGCAGCAGUCAGCCAUAUUCCUUCAAAAGUAACACAGCUAAAUCUUAGUGGAUACAGACAGAAUCUUCUGAUGUCAGAUGUUAAAACUUUACUGGAGCAGUGUCCAAAUUUGGUCCAUUUAGAUUUAAGUGACAGUGUUAUGUUGAAGGCUGAUUGCUUACAGUACUUCCAGCAGCUCACGCAUCUUGAGCACUUGAGUCUCAGUCGAUGCUAUCAGAUAUCACCAUCAGUCUUACUGGAAUUUUGUGAAAUAGCUACGCUCAAAACGCUCCAGGUUUUUGGAAUAGUGACUGCCAGCUUCGUACAACUUUUAAAAGCAACAUUUCGUCAUUUAAAGAUUAACUCCUCUCCUUUUACACCAGUUGCAAGACCCGCUGUCGGCUGCAAGAAAAAUGAACAAAUUUGGGGCAUUCAUUGUAGACUGAGCUUGAAAAGCCCAGCUGGCUUUUAACAUGAUUUGAAAAACAUUUUCUACUAGCAACAGUUGUGAUGCUAAGCUCCGAGGCUGUAUCACUGUGACAUACAAGUAUACCUGUCUUCAGGGAGCCUCCUUUUUGUGGGGUUGAGAUGCAACAUUAAAAUAGUGUAGAGAUUUGUCACUUUUCCUUGUAACAGCAGCUUGUCAAUAUGGAAAGAGAGCAACCUCUUGUGUCCUGGAAAGAGCAUCCUUUUCAGAAUCUCCCAUAUACUUCCUUAUCUCCUAGAAUAAUUGACCUUUAUCUUUAAAUUGGCAAGGGAUACAUCUGCCUAAACUGCUUCUAAGUGGGAGAGUGAAAUAUAUGAAAUGGGAAUGGAUGCUUCUGGCUAGGCCCAAGUCUCUUCCUCUACAUAGGAAAAUAAUCUUGGGAUAGAUAGCCAUUUAGAAAGUCUCAGUGUUUCAUUAUUGGAUAGCUCUAGAAGGUAUUCAUUGGUAUGUUCCAUGACUAUUUUCACUCCACAGGUACCUGACCUGAUAGGCUUUAUUUUUCCCACCCUCUGAACUUUGAACUAUCUGAUUUAAAUCAUUCGCUUACAGAUAUAUAUCUAUAUCUAUCUACCCAGCCCACAACCUCUGUACUAUAAGUUAUGAGGAUAAGCAUUUAUGGCAGAUAAGUUUCUCGAACUUUUAGAGCUUUGUAUGUUGUGUCUGAAGGACUUUUAUACUAAAUUAGUAACACUGAAAUGAAUCAGAUUGAAACUAAAGAGUAGUUCAAGAUUUCUCAAAUCAAUUCAUUAGCUUAAGAUGAGGAAUAACAUUCCUUAUCUCUCCAUGCAAUCACCCUGAAGAAUGGGAGUCUUGUUAUUGAAGACAGUUUUGACAAUGAUGGUCAAUUUAAAUAUCCACUUUAAACUUUGAUUUGAUGCAAGAUGGAACAAAGGGUAGUCUGCCUCCAAUAUUUGCUACAUUGCUGUUAGAGUCAAAGCAGGGUUCAACAAUGUCAUUUUGAUUUUGCUCUUACCUAAGGAAGGAAAUCUCUACAGCUCUCCCAUUCUCCUUUACUUCAGGCUACUACAAAGUUCCUUAUAAAAGACUGCCAAAUCAGACUAGGUGGUUGAGUGGGAAGGAAUAUAAUGGAAGUGAACAAUAUUAGCAGAUUCAAAAAAGAACAGAGGGGUUAUUUAAGUUUUUAUGUCAUAGGUAUUUUUUCAAUAAAAUGACUGAUUAUAUACAUA
Molecule: messenger RNA, 2597 nt
Organism: Anolis carolinensis (green anole)
Lineage: Eukaryota; Metazoa; Chordata; Lepidosauria; Squamata; Anolidae
Gene: skp2
Product: S-phase kinase associated protein 2
Exons: 10
Coding region: 145-1395 (416 amino acids)
Biological process (GO): G2/M transition of mitotic cell cycle; SCF-dependent proteasomal ubiquitin-dependent protein catabolic process; regulation of cell cycle
Cellular component (GO): nucleus; cytosol; SCF ubiquitin ligase complex
Molecular function (GO): protein binding
Source: RefSeq, a predicted model, not a curated record